Messenger RNA from Lethenteron reissneri (Far Eastern brook lamprey), 1101 nucleotides. Its product is annotated as endothelin receptor type B-like. Gene Ontology annotation, cellular component: plasma membrane. Gene Ontology annotation, molecular function: endothelin receptor activity. Gene Ontology annotation, biological process: endothelin receptor signaling pathway; enteric nervous system development; developmental pigmentation. The record is from RefSeq and is a predicted model, not a curated record. NCBI's taxonomy places the organism in Eukaryota, Metazoa, Chordata, Hyperoartia, Petromyzontiformes, Petromyzontidae.
AUGUCCACCCCUAGGAGGCUCACGUCCACCUUCUUGUGCCUCUCCCUGGCCACCCUGGUCGGCUUGGCCUCGGUACACGGCCAAGGAACCCCACCGUCACUUGCACCCUUAGAGCAGUCCCAAUCGACAGACGCCCAGACCAUCCCCGCGACCAGUCCAGCGAUGGCCUCGUCCUCUCCUCCUCCUCCUCCGUCUUCCUCCUCCUCCUCCUUCUCGGCGUCCCCACCGGGACCCAGAGCUGGCGGGAGGCCGCCCCCGUGCCUGGCGCAGAGCGGCGUGGGCCUCGUCUUCAAGCGCGUCAACGCGGCCGUGGCGAGCGUCGUCUUCCUCGUGGGGAGCGUCGGCAACUCGGCGCUGCUGCUCGUUGUCUACGGGGACAAGUCGAUGAUGCGCGACGGGAGCAGCGUCCUCAUCGCCAGCCUCGCUCUGGGAGACCUCCUCUACAUCGUCCUAGACAUGCCCAUCAACGUGUACAAGCUGCACGCCGAGAGCUGGCCAUUCGGUGCCACCGUGUGCAAGACGGUGCCCUUCGUGCAGAAGGCCUCUCUGGGCAUCAGCGCGCUGAGCCUGUGCGUGCUCAGCGGAGACAGGUACCGUGCGGUCGCGCACUGGGACCGCCUCCAGGGCGUGGGCCUCUCCCUGCUCACGGCGCUUAAAGUCCUGGCCAUCUGGACGCUGUCGCUGGUGCUGGCGGUGCCCGAGCUCCUGGCCUUCGACACGCUGUCCUGGGAAUACCGCAACCGGACGCUCGACACGUGCAUGGUCAUCCCGCAGACGAGCUUCGUGGAGUUUUACGCCAAAGCCAAGGACUGGUGGCUGUUCGGCUUCUACUUCUGCAUGCCGCUGGCCUGCGCGGCGGUCUUCUACACGCUCACGACCGUCGAGAUGCUUGGGAUGAAGAAGCGAAACCUUGGCAGCGCCAUCGACGAGCACCUCAAGCAGCAACGGGAGGCAGGCAAGGCGGUGUUCUGCCUGGCGGUGGUGUUUGCGCUGUGCUGGCUGCCGCUGCAUCUCAGCCGCAUCCUCAAGAGAACCGUCUACGACGAGAUGGACCCCAACCGCUGCGAGCUGCUCAGAGUCAAUUGUAUCGUCUUCGCGUGA